AUGGAUAUCACUCAAUGUAAUGAUACAUUCAACUCUACAGAAUUUGACACUGAUGUCAAGGCAAGAGCCAAGGCGUUGCAAUACUUGGAACAACAUAAUGAGAUAAAGACACUUCGAGUGUUGUGGGUCGAUGUGUCAAACAUCAUUCGUUGCAAGGCUGUUAGGACCACAUGGCUGUUGCAACACAAGUCUUCGUUCAACUACGUCUGUGUGACCAAUGCCUGUAUGUCCUUGCGUCCCUUUGACGACACCAUCAUCAACGAAGCACUGCCCAAUCGCGACUUUGGCGAAGCCUACCUGGUGCCCGAGUGGGACACCUUCUACGUCACCUCGUACAGUCCGUCGUCGGCCACGGUGUUUGGUGGCUUCUUCCACAAAUCACCAACGACUGGUAUGAUCGAGCGAUGGCCCCUGUGUCCAAGGAACGCUCUUAUCCAAGCCGAGAAGCAGCUGGCAAUGACGCGCAGCAACUCUGAUGUGCCAGGCCUGCUGCUCAAGGGUGCCUUUGAGGAGGAGUUCUACCUCAUCCCUCAGUCGCUAGAGGUCAACAAGCAGCUGAUGGUCAACCCCGACCCCUACACAUUCACCAACGUCUACUCGCUCAAUGAGUACACACCGAUACUCGACGAGAUUCUCGAUCAUCUGGAGCGCCAUGGGGUGCCCGUCGAGCAGGUUAUGGCCGAGUCGGGUCCCGCACAGUUCGAGAUCACAUGGGACUACUGCAACAUCAAGCAGGCAUGCGAUCGCCACAUUAUUGUUCGCCAGACAGUCCACGCCAUUGCUCAGAAGCACGGACUGUACGCCUCGUUCCUGCCCAAGCCCUACCUGCACAAGGUGGGCACAGGUUGCCAUGCCCAUCUCUCGCUCUGGACGCUGGACGGCGCCACCAACAUUGUGCCGGACGCAUCCGAACCAACAGGUGUGUCGCCACUGGGCCAGCGCGCAAUAGCUGGAGUAUUGUCGAUGGCCAAGGAGCUGACAUCACUAUUCAACGCAUGUCCCCUGUCCUACCGCAGACUACAGCCAAACUGUUGGAGUGGAUGUAAUAUCAUCUGGGGACUGGAUAAUAAGGAGGCGAUGGUACGCAUUGCAUCGUCACCAUUCAUGUCCAAGACUGGCAACAGUAACUUUGAAAUCAAGACCAUUGAUCAUACGGCCAAUCCAUAUCUGGCGAUGGCCGGUGCCAUAUACGCAGUCAUCCACGGUCUGGACAACAGUAACAUUGUCAUACCACCUCCAACGUCUGCCAACCCAGCAGUGAUGUCAUUUGAAGAGGUGUCCAAGAUGGCAUUAGAGAAACUACCAACCAAUCUAGAGAAGGCACUUGACCUACUAAACAACAAUCAAUAUCUUCAAUCAAGUCUCGGUACACAAUUGGUCAAUGCGUUCAUUCAAGUUAAGCGAGCUGAAGUUGCUUUUAUGAAGGACAAGGAUAUCAAUGCUGCAGUGAUGAUCUAUUACAAACUGUUCUAA
Messenger RNA from Acytostelium subglobosum LB1, 1473 nucleotides. RefSeq lists its product as hypothetical. The transcript is spliced from 2 exons. NCBI's taxonomy places the organism in Eukaryota, Evosea, Eumycetozoa, Acytosteliales, Acytosteliaceae. Gene Ontology annotation, molecular function: glutamine synthetase activity. The record is from RefSeq and is a predicted model, not a curated record. Bases 1 to 1473 code for a protein of 490 amino acids.